GGAGAGAAGAGUAGAGGAAAAAUCAAUAGAAAUUUUCUUUCGUGAAAUGCCUGCCAGCUCUGGUUGUUUGCGUUAGUUAACAAUUAAUAACAGCAAUCAACAGCAAUUCGAAAUAAUACAUGGAUUACAUAAAGUAAUAAACUGGCAAAAGGAACUCGAAUAACGCGGACAACACCCCAAAGAAAUAUCAAAAAAACCGUGAGAAAAGCAAACGAAACUACAUAAAUUCCAGCAAACUCUGCCAAUUCACACACACACACACGCACGCAAAGAGAGGCCAACAAUUUUUUUUUGGUGGCAGAGCUUUAGUUAAAGUCUGCAACACAUUCAAAGAGCAACGACAGCUAAAGAGCAAAGCAAAGCUAAAUUCCCAAUCAGUCUCAGCAUCCGCCUUGCAGCAAGUGGCGACAUCGCCGCCCGCUCGUUCGCCUGCCCGCCAGUUAUUGUUGUUGUUGUUGCUGCUGCUGCUGCAGUUGCUGCUUGAGCGAUAAGAGCGCCGCUUUGAUACGUGCGCUCGCAAACAGAUUUUUCUUCGCCCCCAAGUUUGUAUAAAACUAGCGAAAAUUAACAAGCUAACUACCAUGGCGCCGGUGCGGGGGGAUGGCAUGAGAGGCCUAGCGGUAUUUAUAUCGGAUAUAAGAAACUGUAAAAGUAAAGAGGCGGAGGUGAAGCGCAUAAAUAAAGAGUUGGCCAACAUACGUAGCAAAUUUAAAGGAGAUAAAACGCUGGAUGGUUAUCAGAAGAAGAAAUAUGUUUGUAAGCUGCUAUUCAUAUUUCUACUGGGGCAUGACAUUGACUUUGGUCAUAUGGAGGCGGUCAAUUUGCUGUCCUCCAACAAAUACUCAGAGAAGCAGAUUGGCUAUUUGUUCAUUUCGGUGCUGGUGAAUACGAACAGCGAUCUGAUACGUUUGAUAAUUCAGUCGAUAAAGAACGACUUGCAGUCACGUAAUCCGGUGCAUGUGAACCUGGCGCUGCAGUGCAUUGCCAACAUUGGCAGUCGUGACAUGGCCGAGUCGUUCUCGAAUGAAAUACCCAAGCUGCUGGUCUCGGGCGAUACCAUGGACGUGGUUAAGCAGUCGGCGGCUUUGUGUCUGCUGCGUCUGUUUCGCUCGUCGCCAGAUAUUAUACCCGGUGGGGAAUGGACUUCACGCAUCAUACAUUUGCUCAAUGAUCAGCAUAUGGGCGUCGUUACGGCUGCCACUUCGCUGAUUGAUGCGUUGGUUAAGCGCAAUCCGGAUGAGUACAAGGGUUGCGUCAACUUGGCCGUAUCGCGUCUAUCACGCAUUGUUACUGCCAGCUAUACGGACUUGCAGGAUUAUACGUAUUACUUUGUGCCAGCUCCAUGGCUCUCGGUCAAGCUGUUGCGUCUGCUGCAGAACUAUAAUCCGGUUACCGAGGAGGCCGGCGUACGUGCGCGUCUGAACGAAACGCUCGAGACCAUACUCAACAAGGCACAGGAGCCGCCCAAGAGCAAGAAGGUGCAGCAUUCGAAUGCCAAGAACGCGGUGCUCUUCGAGGCCAUCAAUCUGAUCAUACACAGCGAUAGCGAGCCGAAUCUUCUAGUGCGCGCUUGUAAUCAGCUGGGUCAGUUUCUCAGCAAUCGCGAAACUAAUUUGCGUUAUCUAGCGCUGGAGUCCAUGUGUCAUUUGGCCACGUCGGAGUUCUCGCAUGAGGAGGUGAAGAAGCAUCAAGAGGUGGUCAUAUUGUCGAUGAAAAUGGAAAAGGAUGUUUCAGUGCGUCAAAUGGCCGUCGAUUUGUUGUACGCCAUGUGCGAUCGCGGCAAUGCAGAGGAAAUUGUGCAGGAGAUGCUCAACUAUCUGGAGACAGCUGACUAUUCCAUACGGGAGGAAAUGGUGCUCAAGGUGGCCAUUCUUGCUGAGAAAUAUGCUACGGACUACACUUGGUAUGUGGAUGUCAUUCUGAAUCUCAUACGCAUUGCUGGCGACUAUGUAUCCGAGGAGGUUUGGUAUCGUGUCAUACAGAUUGUCAUUAAUCGCGAGGAGGUGCAGGGCUAUGCUGCCAAGACGGUAUUCGAGGCAUUGCAGGCGCCCGCUUGCCACGAGAAUAUGGUCAAGGUGGGCGGCUAUAUAUUGGGCGAGUUUGGCAAUCUUAUUGCUGGAGAUUCACGCUCGGCGCCGCUGGUGCAGUUCAAGCUGCUGCACUCCAAAUAUCAUCUAUGCUCGCCCAUGACGCGCGCCUUGCUGCUCUCCACAUACAUCAAGUUUAUCAAUCUGUUUCCCGAAAUACGCACCAAUAUCCAAGAGGUGUUCCGUCAGCAUAGCAAUCUGCGCUCAGCGGAUGCGGAGCUGCAGCAACGCGCCAGCGAAUAUCUGCAGCUGAGCAUUGUGGCCUCAACAGAUGUGCUGGCCACUGUGUUGGAGGAGAUGCCAUCAUUCCCCGAACGCGAAAGCUCCAUACUCGCUGUGCUCAAGAAGAAGAAACCGGGACGCGUGCCUGAGAAUGAAAUACGUGAAUCCAAGAGUCCAGCGCCUACUUCCAUAACGCAAAACAAUUCGCAUGUGAAUCACAACAACAAGCUAAAUAGCAAUGCCAAUGCCGAUCUGCUGGGCCUCAGCACGCCGCCCGCCAAUAAUAUUAACAAUCUGAACAAUAGCAAUAAUUCCACAUUGAUCGAUGUGCUGGGCGAUAUCUAUGGGAACAACAAUGCCGCCAUCUAUAACACCAAAAAGUUUCUGUUUAAAAACAAUGGCGUGCUCUUUGAGAAUGAAAUGCUGCAAAUUGGUGUCAAAUCGGAGUUUAGACAGAAUCUGGGACGUCUAGGACUAUUCUAUGGCAAUAAGACGCAAGUGCCGCUGUCGAACUUUAAUCCUGUGCUGCAGUGGUCCGCCGAGGAGGCGCUCAAGCUUAAUGUGCAAAUGAAGGCGGUGGAGCCUACGCUGGAGGCAGGCGCUCAAAUCCAACAGCUGCUGACUGCUGAAUGCAUUGAGGAUUACGCUGAUGCGCCUACCAUUGAGAUAAGCUUCCGUUAUAAUGGCACACAGCAAAAGUUUAGCAUUAAAUUGCCGCUGAGUGUAAACAAAUUCUUUGAACCAACUGAAAUGAAUGCCGAAUCAUUCUUUGCGCGCUGGAAAAAUCUCAGCGGCGAACAACAGCGUGCACAGAAAGUUUUUAAGGCUGCGCAGCCUUUGGAUUUGGCUGGCGCGCGUAAUAAGCUCAUGGGCUUUGGCAUGCAGCUGCUGGAUCAGGUGGAUCCAAAUCCCGAUAAUAUGGUCUGUGCGGGCAUUAUACACACACAAUCGCAGCAAGUUGGCUGUCUGAUGCGCCUGGAGCCCAACAAGCAGGCACAGAUGUUCCGACUUACUGUACGCGCCAGCAAGGAAACUGUUACACGUGAAAUCUGCGAUCUGCUCGCGGAUCAGUUUUAAGUGAAGCAACAAUCAACUGCAACAUUUCUACAAUGCACAAUCCUAAACAUCUAGCGAAAAAUAUCAAAAACAAAUGCAAAUUGAAAAGUUUAAACCUCGUACCCUAAGUAAUGUUGUUCACGCUCUGCCUCUUCUACACUCUACAACAAUUUAUGUAUAACUCUCUUCAAGUUUAACUAGUGCGCCCCGCCCACUUGCAUUGUUUUCAUAUUGUUAAAGGAAAUGCGUUUAAUUUUUUAUAUUAUCAUUUUGCCCCCAUUUAUAUGUAAAACUCUAUAUAUACUUUUUUGUAAUUUGCUAGCAAGAGAACUCUUUGUAAAUGUUAAGCUCAAAAAGUUCAUUAGUUUAAACAUAAUUAGAUUAUGUUGUAUGACAAAGCAAGUAGCAGUUGGAUAUUAUAUAUAUACAUUAUAAAAAGAAAA
Drosophila busckii is the source of this 3808-nucleotide messenger RNA. It is a transcript of the gene AP-2alpha, whose product is annotated as AP-2 complex subunit alpha. The transcript has 8 exons. The record is from RefSeq and is a predicted model, not a curated record. Gene Ontology annotation, cellular component: AP-2 adaptor complex; membrane coat. Gene Ontology annotation, biological process: intracellular protein transport; clathrin-dependent endocytosis. The coding region runs from base 582 to 3386 and encodes 934 amino acids. Lineage: Eukaryota; Metazoa; Arthropoda; Insecta; Diptera; Drosophilidae. Gene Ontology annotation, molecular function: clathrin-cargo adaptor activity.